Messenger RNA from Mytilus trossulus (common blue mussel), 1183 nucleotides. Its product is annotated as ly6/PLAUR domain-containing protein 6-like. Lineage: Eukaryota; Metazoa; Mollusca; Bivalvia; Mytilida; Mytilidae. The record is from RefSeq and is a predicted model, not a curated record. Bases 530 to 1033 code for a protein of 167 amino acids. Gene Ontology annotation, molecular function: acetylcholine receptor regulator activity. The transcript is spliced from 5 exons.
AUUUACGAUAAAUAAUGACAAAAUCUUCGUGUCAAAAAGCAAUUUAAAGCUGAUUCAUUAUUACAUUCAACAUUUUAAAACUUUGGUUUGGUCUGACAUCUUAAUCAGCCGGAUUUUUUAAAUGAUGCUACACGAAGUGACCUUGUAGUUUACAUACAGAUCAUAUAAAAAAGAAUAAUUUUGAGAAUUUUGAAAGACUUGAAAAAGCCGACUGCGCAUAUUUAAACGAAAUAAGGAUGGAAAACGGCAUAAUAUGCACACACUCAAAGUAAAACAGGAUAUUCAACAAACUAUUUCAGAAGAAAAAUGGUAUUAAUAGUGCUAAUUGAAAUAAUACGGAAUAGAAUGCUAAUCAUGAUUCAAAAUUAGUUGUGUCCAUUUUCUUUGUGACAUGUUACUUGUGUUGCUUUACUAAAUUAUACGGGAAUCAAUGCAAUGAUUCAAAAUUAUGAGUUAUAAUAGACUUUUGGACAAUAUCCUUGUGUUGCCUUACUGAAUUCUACGGACUACAAUGCAGUGAUUCAAAACAAUGAAUGCCAGUUUACUUUCUGACAUCUUCCUUUUUGUUGCCUUAGUGAUGGGAAUGUAUGCAUGUAAAGUUUCCAGUCACUUUGUUGUCACAGCGACACAGAAAACCAAUCAUGGUCUAACAUGCUGGACAUGUCCAGAGAUGUACAGUAAUCAAGAAUGCAAUGAUUGGGCACCAGAUAUUCCCUGUCCACAAAAUAAAACAACAUGUGCAACACUUCAUAGAUUUAAUACAAGUAGCAAAGUCAGCAUAAGAGUAACCAAAUCAUGUGUGUUUCCAUUGGAUUGUGAUGAGUCGGUUGUUGGAUGCAUCACAAGAGAUGGCGCCACGGAAUGUACCUCCUGUUGUACUGAGUCAUAUUGUAACAAGCACAUCCCAACAGACGACCGAUCGGCCAGUCAGCUGACAUCAAACUCCAUAUCGUCUGCGCCAUCUUUACCGCAGAAUUCAGGGCUAUAUUUGACAUUGAUUGUUCACUGCUUAUCUUUGUUAAUUUGUAUCUAAUGAUCGAUAGAUAUAUCAUAUGUACCGGGGAAAGAAUUUAUAAAAUGUGCAAUAUAUUUUCUUGAUUGUUAUCAAAUUUAAAUGUGUUUGGGUUAACGAACAGCGAGUCUUGGUUACAAAUUUAAAUGUCUAAAUUCUUAUACUUUGUAC